CUGCAAACCCAAAACUGGGUUCUCUCUCAAACUUCAUCUUCUUCCUCCUUUCCUCCUUCGACAGUUUUGCCUCCUCAUUCUCUAUCAACCUUCCUCCUGCCUUUUCCUGCUCAUCCUUCUUCUUUCUUUCUCUCUUUCUCUCUCUCUCUCUCUCUUCUCCCUUCUUCUUCCUCUCUCAAACCUAGAUUUGGGUUUUUCUCAGAUCUUUCAACAUGAGGAGUUGCCAUUGGGAAGCUAUGAAAACCUUGACUCGAUCGGCACUGGCAACUGAGAAUAGUGAAGAGUACAACCGACGCAUGGGAGAAAUGGCUUUCCAAGGUGAAAUUGAUUUCAAGCUUAUGGCACCUUUGUGCGGGUUAUUUGAUGGUUCUAGAGUGGAAGAUCGCCAUCAUGAAACCACAGAGUCACCAUUGGGAAGCUUCAAAAACCCUAACUUGAUUGGCACCGAAAACUGAGAAUGGUUAAGAGUAGGACCGAUGCGUGGAAGAAAUGGCUUUCCAAGGUGAAAUUGAUUUCAAGCUUGUGGCACCUUUGUGCGGCUUAUUUAAUGGUUCCAGAGUGGAAGACAAGAGAAGCUUUUGUUUAAAGCUUCUAUUUUAUGGUUUAUAAUAAAUUGAUGAAAUCAAC
Molecule: messenger RNA, 627 nt
Organism: Rubroshorea leprosula
Lineage: Eukaryota; Viridiplantae; Streptophyta; Magnoliopsida; Malvales; Dipterocarpaceae
Source: the annotation of a GenBank genome assembly